AUUGAUUCACACGUUUCACAGCAGCUGAGGAUUCAAACCCCAGAAACGUUUCUGUGCCACAAACCCGAAGCAGGUCCCGAUCAAAUCUAUACGCAGCCAUGAGUGCCGGCGAGUUAGCAUGCAUCUACUCCAUCUUGAUGCUCCACGAUGACGGAAUCGCAAUCACCGCGGAGAAGAUUAACACUAUCUUGAAGGCUGCUGGCGUCACUGUCGAAUCAUACUGGCCAAGCUUAUUCGCCAAACUUGCUCAGAAUAAGAGCAUUGACGAUCUCGUUUUGAACGCUGGCGCUGCCGGUGGUGCCGCCGUUGCCGUAGCUGCUCCUGCCGCUUCUGCUGCUGGUGGAGCCGCUGCAGCUGCCGCACCUGCCGCCGAGGCCAAGAAGGAAGAGGCAAAGGAAGAAAGUGACGAUGACAUGGGCUUUAGUUUGUUUGAUUAGGUUUUUCUUUUUAGUUUGUCAAUCCAGACUUGUACUCCUUUCCAGGAGUGUUUUCUGGAGACACUUGUUUUGUUUUAUAAAUUGUUUAUCUAAGUGAGUCUUAGCAUUCUACUCUUACAAAUUAUUGUUGAAUUUUAGUGGUUUUUAUAUAUUUGCGAGACAAUCUUAUUUCUGAAAGAUAAGCUUUUAUUUUCUUUUUGCA
This is a messenger RNA of Cicer arietinum (chickpea), 639 nucleotides long. RefSeq names its product large ribosomal subunit protein P1. Gene Ontology annotation, biological process: translational elongation; cytoplasmic translation. The record is from RefSeq and is a predicted model, not a curated record. Gene Ontology annotation, molecular function: protein kinase activator activity; structural constituent of ribosome; ribonucleoprotein complex binding. NCBI's taxonomy places the organism in Eukaryota, Viridiplantae, Streptophyta, Magnoliopsida, Fabales, Fabaceae. Gene Ontology annotation, cellular component: ribosome; cytosolic large ribosomal subunit.